Messenger RNA from Agelaius phoeniceus (red-winged blackbird), 684 nucleotides. RefSeq names its product FAM3 metabolism regulating signaling molecule D (gene FAM3D). The record is from RefSeq and is a predicted model, not a curated record. NCBI's taxonomy places the organism in Eukaryota, Metazoa, Chordata, Aves, Passeriformes, Icteridae.
ACCACCAUGCGGGUAACAAGUGUGAUCCGGGCCGUGGUGCUGCUCCUCACCCUGCUGGGCACCUGGCUCCUCAUGCAGACCUACUUCCAGCACAGCUGGAGAGCCAUCAGCCUGCGCAGCUGGCUCGGUGCCUCGAAGAAGCCCAGCAGCGAGAAGCUGCCCCGGCACAAGUGUGGGAACCAGAAGAGCUGCCCCCAGAAUCAUUUUGCCUUCAAGAUCAUCAGUGGUGCUGCAAAUGUGGUGGGACCCUCGAUCUGCUUUGAAGAUUUGGUCCUCAUGAGCAGUGUGAAAAACAACAUUGGCAGAGGCCUGAACAUUGCACUGGUGAAUGGAACAACUGGGAAGCUCCUGAAAACCGAUGCCUUCGACAUGUACUCUGGAGAUGUUACCAACCUGCAGACCUUCCUCCAAGGGAUCAAGCAUGGCACCCUUGUGCUCUUAGCAAGCUACGACGAUGCUGCCACAAAGAUGAAUGCCAAAGUGCGGGCGUAUUUCACGGAGCUGGGCAGCAGCCACGUGGGCACGCUGGGGUUCCGGGACAACUGGGUCUUCCUGGGAGCAAAAGGGCUGAUGAACAAGAGCCCCUUUGAAAAGCACAUUAAAAAUGAUAAAGAGACAAAUAAAUACGAGGGCUGGCCUGAGCUGUUGGAGAUGGAGGGCUGUGCCCCCAGGAAGAUGGACUAG